Messenger RNA from Boeremia exigua, 610 nucleotides. RefSeq lists its product as uncharacterized. The record is from RefSeq and is a predicted model, not a curated record. NCBI's taxonomy places the organism in Eukaryota, Fungi, Ascomycota, Dothideomycetes, Pleosporales, Didymellaceae. Bases 89 to 403 code for a protein of 104 amino acids. The transcript has a single exon.
UGUGUCACAGCAAGAGACCAUUCGACAGGGAAGUCAGGUCAUCUCAAUCUCAUCGCUCGAUGUUGAGGGCUGUGGAGUCCCCCACCGAAUGUUCGUGUUACUUUUUCUAGCGUUUCCUAGCGCUUGUCACAGUGGCGCCGAAGGUCGAAGGAGAAAAGGAGAGGAGGGUCAACGUCGGCUCGUAUUCAAUUUCAGUGACGGAUGGCAGCAAGCCCCUGCCGCGAAGCGUAAAGCCGGACCAGUACGGUCGUGGAAGAGGCGCGAUUGGACGGAGCAGUUAUGUCAGCCCGCAUUCGCUUGCUUUGGCGAGGCCAGCACCACGCUUGGCAAUGAAACACGCAUACGGAAGGGCGGCAGGGAAGGCGAAAUUCCUGCGCACCAUGAUGCCAUUGGAACGCAGUGAGCAUGCAUGGUGCAUCAGCUGGCUGUCUAGCUGGUCGUCGGUCGAGUGCUCGUUCUGGCGCCGCCGUCGUAGUCGCUGGCUCAAAGGCGGCGUGGCUGCCCUGGAGUACCACUUCUUGAGUACCAGUGUGCGCAACAAAGAGACAAAGAGAGGCACAGUCAGGGUGAUCAGGAGCAUCGUCAAACAAAGCGACCGGGAGCGCUGCAG